Molecule: messenger RNA, 1529 nt
Organism: Macrosteles quadrilineatus (aster leafhopper)
Lineage: Eukaryota; Metazoa; Arthropoda; Insecta; Hemiptera; Cicadellidae
Exons: 11
Coding region: 76-1485 (469 amino acids)
Biological process (GO): heme export; transmembrane transport
Cellular component (GO): membrane
Molecular function (GO): heme binding; heme transmembrane transporter activity
Source: RefSeq, a predicted model, not a curated record
GUGUUCGUGAAUGCGCGUGUGUGUGGGAUUACCAAACUGGCGGCACCGACACAGCUGGCAAGGGCCGACGAGGAGAUGACGUCAGCAGAGCAAGCCCUCAAGGGGGCGCCAGGUACGAUCCCAAACUACGGCGCUGUAGAACAUGGCCCCCUCCUGUCCGUGAUGGGGGAGCACUGUCGCGUAUACAGAAGGCGAUGGCUUGUGCUGACUCUAUUUGCUCUAUGUUCCUGCGCCAAUGCAGCCCACUGGAUCCAGUAUUCCAUCAUAGCCAAUGUGUGUAUGUACUAUUAUGAUGUCAGCGCCAUCUAUAUCAACUGGACGUCUAUGAUAUUCAUGGCUGUCUACAUACCAUUGGUCUUCCCUGCUUCGUGGAUUUUGGAGAGAAAGGGUUUGAGAGUUGCAGUGAUCCUAGGAGCCCUACUGAUGUGUGUUGGUGCUUGGAUAAAAGUGUUUUCUGCUCAGCCUGACAGAUUUGCAUUGACGUUCCUGGGCCAGACUAUGGUAGGAGUGGCUCAGAUGUUCACGUUAGGAGUGCCUUCUAGACUGGCGGCUGUGUGGUUCCCGGCUCACCAAGUAUCUACAGCCUGUGCCAUCGGCGUAUUUGGUAAUCAGCUAGGGAUUGCCAUUGGGUUUCUGGUGCCACCUGCAAUAGUGGACGAUGUGAAAGACAAGUUCUUGAUCGGAGAACAACUUCAACUGCUGUACUUUGGUAUGGCUCUGGCACCGACCAUUGUACUAAUCCUGAUUGUCUUAUUGUUUGAAGCCCAACCACCAAUUCCUCCCAGUGUUGCUCAGCUGAUUUCUCGCAAGAAGGAGAGAGAAGGCAAAGACACAAACUAUCUCACCUCUGUCAAACAAGUGAUUGGCAACUCAGACUUUUCCCUGCUUCUGGUCAGCUUUGGAUUCAACAUCGGUGUGUUCUACGCUUACUCCACCUUGCUUAACCAACAGCUGGAAGGACUACCUUGGGGAUUCGAGAACGCAGGCAGAGUCGGUCUCACGCUUAUCCUCGGAGGAAUGGUCGGCUCAGUUGUCUGGGGCGUGGUACUGGACAAGACUCACAUGUAUAAAGAGACUACAGUUGGUAUAUACAUCAUGGCUGUGAUUGGAAUGUUGGGAUACACGUUUGCUCUGCAUUCUGAACGCUUAGCUCUAGUCUACUUCACAUCAGCUUUCCUUGGGUUCUUCAUGAACGGCUACCUAACGGUCGGUUAUGAGUUUGGAGCAGAGUUGACGUUCCCUCACGCGGAGACAACGUCGUCAGGUCUACUCAACGCAGUAGGGGAGCUGUUUGGAGUAGCAGCUGUACUUGUGGCAGGGGUCGUGCUAGAGACUUACGGCCCAACUGCUACCAACCUUGCACUCACAGCUGUGCUUGCAGGGGGGUUGGUCACCCUGGCUCCUAUAUCUAGAGACAGGUUGCAAAGAUUGGCAGCAAGUAGAGUACACCCCGAGGACAGCACAAUGAAUGAUUUUCAAAUCUAACUAAAAUGUUCUUAGGGGUUUAAUAAAUUAACAUAGUUUCUGUA